UCGAUAUGAGCGCCUCGUCUGCCUCCUCCGAGAUGGCGACACGUAGGCAUCAGUCAACAGAGGGGAGCGACUGGAGUGUGCAGGAAGAACUGAAUGACGAUCCGAAAACGAUCUUCCUUAGGAAGUAUCUACCUUGGGUCAUGGAGCAGUGUGAAAAAGACUCAAAACCUUGCGCCGACAAGCGUUGAUACAGCGUACAACAUUUUCAGGAAGCACAGUCUGCGGCGAUUCUGGUCAAAUCACAUGCUGAAGAUGGAGCGAAGUGAGACAAAGAUCAACUUUGACACCACGGCCGCGAAGACUGCAAGGAUUGUGCAGGAUGCGAUUCUGAAGGAGACAUCGAGGGCUGCAGGGCUGUUGGAGAAUGAAAGCAACAGUCAGGACAAGCUAGAGUGCUCAGCGCGGCCAAAACGAAAGAUGCAGCAAGGUGGAUCCUUCAAGGAGAGCAACAAGCAGGUGAGGACUGUAGACGAGACUUCAACAAGUUGGGAGAUUGAUGAAGACGUAACCACCAUCAGCAGGAUUCAAGGGACAACAACCAACUCUGAGGAUGACGCUGGCGCUCAGGGUCUUGCGGCAACGCCACAACCUCACUUCAAUCUUGAUUCGGUACGGCGCAUCACGCUCACUAUGGCCAGAUUCGACGUUGGUGCAGCUUUCAGGCGUCUGCAGGAGGAGGCAGUCCCAUUCAUCAACGAUGAGAGCCUCAAGGUGUCGGUCAAGAAGCUCUGCCUGAUGUUGUCAGGAAACUCAAUCUGAGAUACUUCCGAACGUUUACCAGGAAUGCCGACCGACGCCCUUCGCAGCAUCCUUUCUGAGAUCAAGCCAGCAGUGAUUCGGCUUUCCACUCAGGAGACACGCCUAUUCCUGGACCUCUCGUAUGAGCUUGCCACAACCGGUCGUGUACGAUCUUAAGCUCUGGAGAUAGAUCAAGAAGAGGACCUGCUGCAGCUUUUCCAGGGU
This is a messenger RNA of Gamsiella multidivaricata, 963 nucleotides long. RefSeq lists its product as uncharacterized. The transcript has 4 exons. The record is from RefSeq and is a predicted model, not a curated record. Lineage: Eukaryota; Fungi; Mortierellomycota; Mortierellomycetes; Mortierellales; Mortierellaceae. The coding region runs from base 94 to 759 and encodes 221 amino acids.